Molecule: messenger RNA, 1337 nt
Organism: Filobasidium floriforme
Lineage: Eukaryota; Fungi; Basidiomycota; Tremellomycetes; Filobasidiales; Filobasidiaceae
Product: aspartic peptidase domain-containing protein
Exons: 8
Coding region: 253-891 (212 amino acids)
Biological process (GO): proteolysis
Molecular function (GO): aspartic-type endopeptidase activity
Source: RefSeq, a predicted model, not a curated record
CAUCAUCUCAUCGUUCAGGCACCCUUAGUAACAGUUUACUAUACUCGUACAGCCAAAGGAAAUACUGCAUCCGGCUAUUCUCUCAACUCUCUCGCCGUUCUCAAAACUCAAUCUCAACGCGCCGACGACCAAGACGUCGUCACCCAUUCUUCCGGUAGCCUUGCAGCUCAGAGCGUGGAUUACAGCAUUUUCAGUGUAGAUACGGGGUAUAUCGCCGAGAUCGAGGUGGGGAGUGCGGGCAAGAAGUAUCCGAUGUUGAUCGAUACGGGAUCGGCUGAUACUUGGAUCGGGAACAAGGAUUGCAAGAAUUGCCGGGUUACCUUGUCCUCUGACGACAGCUCUACAUUUAAACUCGGAACCAAGAACUUUGACAUCACCUAUGGUCUCGGCUACGCUGCAAUGACAAGCGCGACCGACAAGUUCGGGAUCGCCGGGAUGUUUGUCGACCAGUUCGAUUUCGGGUCGGCUCACACGGUGGACGACCAGUUUGCAAACCCUGCGACGCCUUUUGUCGGGAUUCUCGGGACCGCUCAAGGCGUCCUCACCGCUCAGGGUGUCAGGAAUCUGCCAGAGCGUCUGAUGGAUACCGGUGUCAUUCCCAACGCUGUUGUCGCCUACGCGCUAGGCCGGGUCGCCGACGGGGAGAAUACUGGUCAACUCACUAUCGGUGGCUACGAUGCUGGUAAAAUGAACGCGGCGACAACCCAGAUUCUGGAUGUAGCGGACAAGAGCGGAUUCUGGAACACCCGAAUGGGAGCCGUCAUGGUCGAUGGGGACGUAGCCGUUCAGGAAGGCCGAGUGGUGAUCUUAGAUACUGGAACUACCUUGAUGUACCUUCCUCCCGCUGAUGCCGAUGCCAUCCACCUGCUUAUCGAAGGUGCCGCUCCGUAAGUGACGGUCCCGAAGUUGUCUUUCUUGCGCAAGUCUUAUUGUUUCCCAUAGAAAUCACUCUCAUAAGUCUCAAAAGCACUCUAAAAUAUCUAAAGGAUACAUACCUAUUGUUUCCCAUAGAAAUCACUAGGGAAACAAUAGUAACUGAUACUAGAGUAGUUUGUAAGUGCUUUUGGGUCUUUUCGCUACUAUAGCUCGCUCGCGAGACGCGUCGCGUCACGUGACACUUCCCUUCGACGUCUCUUCGAAUAUGUUGAUGACGAUUUCGGCGAACUCGAAAGAUGUCGACUCCGGCGAGCCUAAGAUAUCGAGAGACCCAUGAGGUCCGAGAGGUAGCGAAUUUGAAUCCCGUUGAGUGGCUUGGUCAUGCAGUCGGCCAGCAUGUCUUUGGUAGGGAUGUACUCGAGUUCUAGGGUUCCGUUCUCGAUAGCUUCCCUGAUCGCGUG